AUGCAUACAGCCUCUACUCCACCGGCCCAGACGUCGGGGUCAGGGUCGGGCUCUAUGCCCUACCCGGCCCUGCCAGCGUCGCCCACUCUGACAAACCCAGAUAUGAUAUUGCCCGACUACGACGAUACCUGCUCUUCUCCAGACAGAUCGCACUCGCCCCUAAUAAUGUGGAAGAACGCACAUGCUGCCGAGAUGGGCUUUGAUCUCACUCCCCAGGCUUUCACGGGACCCAUCACUCCCACUACACCUAUUAUAUAUGGGAACGGAACGAUGCUUUCGGAUAUCGGAGAGGUCACCGAGGUUGAAAGCACAUGUCCUCCGAACAAACCGCGAUCCGGGUCUACGCGCAGUGACGGUUCGAUGCAUCCGAUUUCCCUAUCCCAUUACGAGAUCAUCAAGAAGAAGGAUUCCAAGAUUGGUCGCGAAAGGCGGUUGUCCAUGGAAUCGACGAGUACCAUUACCAACCAUGAUCAGGGUGGAGUGUUUGCAGAUUUUGACGACGAUGUGAGCGUUGACGACAGCAAUUUCCAGGGAGACGAUGAGGAGAGUGUAGCCGACUCCUUUAUAGAUGACGCAUUCCACGAAAAUGCCAUGGCAAUUAAGGAAGCACGUAGAGCGAUAGGACAGGAGCGCUAUUCCACGGCCUUGAGUCGGAGAGCUGAGCAGAUUCUAGCGAAUGCGAAGCGGCGGUUGACGACCAUGGAAGGAAAUUUGAGUCGGGCGAGAUCCAUUAACUCUCCUACCUUUUCGAUCGACUCCGGCUCGACACCUUCGCCCACAAGUUUCAAGCCUACAACCGCAAUCUACCAUGAUAAUGAUGCAAAUUCCCGCAAAAGCUCGAAUGGGCACACAAGGAUAUCUAGUGAAAACAACAUCCCAACCCUUCCAACUGAUUUAGUUAAGCCUGGCCAAUAUAUACCGAGAUCUUCGAGUGCCUUAGGCGCGGCGGGUGGGUAUCGACCGCCCCUCCAUAGCCCGCGUAGUGCAGAUUAUAUGCACGAUAAUACGAGAGGCACGCCGAUGGAUGAUUCGAUAUACGGCAGCCCGACCUUUACUAGGAGUAAGCCGUCUCUGCAAGUCAGGGAGCAUCUACUUGAACCAUUAAGUGAGGAUGAUGCUUCACAGGAUGUGAGUUCGUCAAGGCCGAGCCUGGAAGAUACCAAACUGGACAAUUUCCUUAGUCCGACCUUCGGGUCUUAUUCAGACAAAGGACUGAAACGGUCUGCGUCAACGGCGCAAAUGCGUGAUUUGAAAGACCAGAUGAAGGAUCUCAAGGGAAGAUUAUCGACAUUGCGAGAUCAAGCCCGAGAAGAUAGUCUAAAGCGGCGAAGCCUUCAAAGCUUACGUACUCCUAGUCCUUUCACACAUGCUCAAGUUAACCAGUGGUACGCUGGCACGGCUAAACCUGAAGACGAGGGCUCUGUUCCUAGCGACUAUAAAUCGCAGUUGUCAAACGAGGACGUCUCGAGCAUCAAUGGUGGUGAGAGGGAUAUGGCAGUAAAACAAAUAUCGCCUCACGCUAGCGAAGAAUCGGCCCCGAGCGGCUUUUCUACCGUAGAAGACAGCGAGCCUUCACCAUUAGGCGACGGUGAAAAUAGCUUACCGUCAUCUAAAAGUGAUGACCUAUCAGUUCCUAACCAAGCAGAGGACGAUGACGAUAUGAGGACUGAAGAUGGUUCCGACGAAGAUGUGGAUGAAGUGGCUCAAGAAGAGGAGGAAUAUGAGGUAGAUGCGGAAAUAGAUGAGGACGAGCAGGCCGUGUUUGAAGACGAUGCAAGCGAGAGCGGUGCGUCCUCAUAUUACGAUUCCGUCCAGAAUCAACUGUCCCACGAAGAUCGCGAAGAUGCCUUCGACUACGAACAUUUUUUCCUGCACAGCGCGAUGGGUAGCAUGAGCCGGAGGCGGAUGAGAAAAGGCAGCCGCGAUAGUUUCACCUCUGAAGACUCGGUGGAGACAACUCGAGGUCCAGUUGCGACUUCCAACGCGAGAUCGACUGCUGGUAAGGCCGGGAGCCGCUCUCGUAGAGGUAGUCGUGAUUCCAUUUCAUCGAUAGAGUCGUUCGCAACAGCCACAGAGGGCAGGCUGACAAGAGCAGAAAAUGAGGCUGUGGAGGCUUAUCACGGACCCGGUGUUAUAAUACCCGAACGCGCUCGAACGCAUACGCCGGACGCAGCAAGACGGGCUCGCUUAUCGACCGGGACGAGCGAUUCCGGAUCUGAUAAUACUCGGACUAAACCAUCCAAUAUCCGGCGACCACAGAGUAGUGCGGCAGCAUUUAUGCAUCGACCCUCCGUAUCGUCUUUUGACUCGAGCAAAACUCAUAGAAGUUUCCCGUUGGUGAAUAAACCGAAGGUGAAUGGUGGUAUAUUAACGCCGCGGGAUUCGCCUGACCGAGAGUUGAAACGAAUCUCAGAGGUCUUUCUUAACGAGAGCCUUAGCAGCAUGCAGGGCGGAGAUAACAAGACGUCCCCGAUCGAGAUGUUACAGAGAGACGAUCGAAUUCUCGUCGAGCGCUUGAUCGGAAGCCUUGGUCGAUGUGUCCUCGGUUUGGCCGAGUCCGGUCGCGGUUCGGCUGACUAUCGGGCGCAAAGAAGGAAAAUAGAAGCAGCUAAGCGAGUUUUGGAGAGCUUGGAGGCGCCGGCGUAA
This is a messenger RNA of Annulohypoxylon truncatum, 2646 nucleotides long. RefSeq lists its product as uncharacterized. The transcript has 2 exons. The record is from RefSeq and is a predicted model, not a curated record. The coding region runs from base 1 to 2646 and encodes 881 amino acids. Lineage: Eukaryota; Fungi; Ascomycota; Sordariomycetes; Xylariales; Hypoxylaceae.